Molecule: messenger RNA, 1565 nt
Organism: Vollenhovia emeryi
Lineage: Eukaryota; Metazoa; Arthropoda; Insecta; Hymenoptera; Formicidae
Product: katanin p60 ATPase-containing subunit A-like 2
Exons: 8
Coding region: 1-1461 (486 amino acids)
Molecular function (GO): protein binding; ATP binding; ATP hydrolysis activity
Source: RefSeq, a predicted model, not a curated record
AUGAACGAUUGCCUGUCGUUGAACGCGGCAGCUGGUCGCGUCGCUCACUUGGCACGCGAAAAAGAGGAAAAACGGAUCCAAGAACGUCGACGCCAUCUCGUUUAUCUUAUCGCUGCCUUUUUACGCGAGCAAGGUUAUUCCAAUAGCGCGGAAAGCCUUUUCAAGGAGGCUCAACUCUCCCGAGACAUACACGUGUGCGACAAUAUCGAUCUGGAAACUAUCAUUCUUGAGUACAUCGAUUACCAUUACGCCAAGUACAACAGAUAUCCCAAGUUGUGCAGGAAGGCGGAGCCAGGUAGCGUCGGAAACGUAGCUCAAAAUACCAACAAGAGAGAUAGAGUUGACGGUAGCAACAAUAUUGGCAAAACUAAAGCCACGCAGAGACAUGCCGCUUCAACGCUUCCGCGGAACGAGUUAAAUCUCGAUAUCAUGGUGACGCCGAUCUUUCCCGCGGAAGAGCGCGCACAAGUGCCAAUGUUUGACGACACUUGUACCAAUGAAACUUUCAAUUACGACGUACUGAAACCUAUCGGUAAUCUCUAUCCACCCGGCUCUGAACUCAAGGAAAUCGCAGAUAUUAUGUCACGGGAAAUAGUGCAACAAAACUUGAAUGUUCAUUGGGACGACGUAAAAGGACUCAAGGAUUGCAAGAUGUUGUUGAAAGAAGCUAUAUUUUAUCCGAUGAAAUAUCCAAGCUUGUUUAAUGGGAAACUCGGUUUUUGCAAAGGCGUAUUAUUAUACGGUCCACCGGGAACUGGUAAGACGAUGCUCGCGAAAGCAGUCGCUACCGAAUGCCAAUCGACCUUCUUUAACAUCACUUCCAGCUCGGUUAUCAGCAAAUGGAGAGGCGAUUCGGAGAAAUAUAUUCGUGUGCUCACAGAUCUUGCUAAGCAUUAUGCACCGACGAUAAUCUUUAUCGAUGAGAUUGAUUGGACGACCACAAAAAACGUAGACGAUGCCUCAUCGAGUUCGGAACCUGCUAGAAGAUUUCGAGCGGAAUUUCUCGCCAGAUUGGACGGUUUAUUAUCAAUGGAAUACACAAAUGUAGUAUUGUUAGCAGCUACAAACGUGCCAUGGAAUAUAGACGUUGCCUUGUUACGACGUUUAGAAAAGCGGAUUUUUGUGGAUCUACCCGACGAAGCUAGUCGAUUAGAAAUAUUGCAAUCUUACGUGCACAAUGAUCUGUACAACUCGCCAGAGAUGUUGCAAGUUGCGCGAGAAACUGCGGGAUAUUCUUGCGCAGAUUUGAAAUUGCUCUGCAAGGAAGCAUGGAUCAAUCAAUUGCGACCUAUUUGGGCGAGUCUUGAGGCUAAAAGAACCUCUGUGAAAGAUAUUCAAACCGAUGGUUUCAUCAGUGCAAUUGAACACAUUGCCCUUGCUAAGUCCAGGAUAAAACCGAUUGCCAAGCAUAUGAGCGUGCAAUAUAUAGAAUGGCAUAAAGAAUUUGGUUUUUCAAAAUAAUUAACUAUCAUUAAUAUAGAACGCACGCACAAUUAUAUAUUCAUUAAGUAUAUUCAAACAUUAUAGAUUAGCUUUUUUUCUGCAAAAUAAUGAUAUUUGAAAUA